GGGCGCCGCUCGAGCCGUCUUUUUUCAUUUUGCGUGCGUCUUUUUUUGGCAGCGCGCGUUAACCUUGGAUUUUUUCAUAGCGAAGCGCUGCACGUACGCGCACAAGUUUCGGAUAGUCGUAGAGCGUCCCCCACUCGUCGCGUCCGAAUUUUCUGCAUUCGGGCGGCGCGAGGAGUUUUCGGCAGUCGCAUUAGCGAGCGAGAGCGUGCGGCGGCUAGAGCGAGCUGACGGCUGAGGGUCGGGUCGGGCGCGGGAUUGUGACGCGGAUUGUGCACUGGCGCGAGCGCGAGCGCGGGAUUGUGGCGCGCUGCACUAUGCGGAAGUGAGCAGUACGCAGCGAGCACGGACAUCGCCGCACCACAGUGCUAGUGUUACGACAGUGAUACGCAUUACGCAGUGGACGCCUAGUGCGAACUAUGAUAUUUGUGACCGGCUCACUGGAGCUCUAAUGUUUCUCUAUUGACGAACACACGGACUGUGGAAUUACUGGAUAUUCAUGGAAUCAAGGGCAGGUAUACGAGGCGGCCCGGGUAUGGACUCCCAGCAGCAGCAAUACUGCCUAAAAUGGAACAGCUUCGGCUCCAACCUGGCCACGUCGUUCGCGAACCUCUGGAAUUCGGAGAGUCUCGCCGACGUCACGCUGUACUGCGAAGGUCGUCAGUUCAAAGCGCACAAGGUGAUACUGGCGGCGUGCAGCAAACACUUCCAGGAGCUGUUCGACAGCGCGCCUCCGAGCCAUGCGGGCGCCUGCUAUGUCAUCCUGGAGGCUACCAGCGCCGACAACAUGCAGGCGUUGCUCGAGUUCAUGUACAAGGGCGAAGUGCACGUCAGCCAGGACGCGCUGUCCAGCUUCCUCAAGAGCGGAGAAAACUUACAGGUUAAGGGCCUGUCAAUGGAAAUGUCACAAGACGCUUGGGUGAAGCAACAGACACAGCAGUCGACCGGCGAGCGUCAUCAGACCAGGAUCAAGACGAGCCCGGUGUCGGGGUCGGGGAGUUGCGAGGCGCAGGAGGCGACGCCUCAGUCACACACGGCCACAUUCGCGCCCAUCAUGCCGCAGUAUGGCGUGCCCAUACACAGCAGCGGCGGUAUGGGUCGGUACGCGCCGCCGGCACACAUGCCUAUGCAUCAGCCGUCGCACCGGCGACCGGCUGCUCCCAAAACUGUACCCAGUCCGCAUGCAAGGAACUACAGGCAAAGUUCGUCAUCGUCGCACUGCGGCAGCGUGGCGGAUGAGCCGGAUACGCGGUCAUCGCCAGGCGCCGGGGCUGGAGGGGGCGCGGGAGCAGGGGCAGGCGCGCGUUACGAGGACGCGCCCGCGGAGUGCACCUCCACUCUUGCCAACCCCAAGAACAACGGCUACGAGCGCAGCGCUAGCGCCAACGAGGACAUGGAGCGCCUCUCCAAUGAUCAGGGAGCUGAAGAUUUACGGAUAAAGAGUGAGAACGACUACCAGGGUGGGUACAACAAUUCGCCGCCACCGGCAUUGCCCAUGCCGACCACCAACUACCACGACAAGCCAGCGGAGACGUCGCCCGUGCCGCAGAAGACGAGCCCUGACAUCUGGCCAGCUAAGAUCAUAACAAGUAAAUCCGGAGGAAUUGCUACUGCUGAUGGUAAAAAACUAAAAUGUCCAUAUUGCGAGCGACUGUACGGGUACGAGACGAACUUGCGCGCGCACAUCCGGCAGCGGCACCAGGGCAUCCGCGUGCCGUGUCCUCACUGCACGCGCACAUUCACGCGCAAUAACACCGUGCGCCGGCACAUUGCGCGUGAGCACCGCCACGCCGUCGCGCCCCUCCACCAGGGCCCUCUCCCCAACCACACGCAGUAAGACUUACAUUUAAUUCCCUACAAAUUCUCUAACAACCAAUCUACCUCUGAAACUUCGACCGGCUAGGGUGACCUCUAUUAGAAUUACGAUUUAAGAUUGUCCCGUUUAUAUUUUAUAAAUCAUGGUCAUCCUAGCCGAGUCUCUAUUUUCGUAAAAACGUACAAUAAUUAUACCUCAAUGAUGCAUAUUAUGUAAACAGUCUACCUCAGAAUUUGAUCUUAGGAUUUUUAUAAGGUUUUCGGAAGUUUUGCGAUUUAUAAAUGUUACUUAAUUUUGUUUUUUUUAUUGUGUCAGUCACGUGUUGACUUCGAACGGUUGCUCAUCGCUCGUCUUUACUACCUCGGUACCGUGUUUAAAAAAAUAUAGUACCCUACUUUUCGUACCCCUGGAAGUGUUAUGUACCUUAAUUUGACUGUGAGAUAAAGUUACCUUUGUAGACGAUUUAUUUUGAGCUCUCGGUCGAGUGAGACAUGGCUUAUUUUAUAUUAUCUGAGCUAGGGAAUCUUAGAAAUGAUGUUGAGACUGAUGGUCAUAGGCUAAGUGUAUGUAAAUAAUAGGAGAAUAUUGUAUUACGCCUUGGCCUAGGUUGAGACACGCGUUAAACAUGACUUUGUGGCAAAUUUAUAAUUAUUAUUAUUUUAUUUUUAUAUACAUUACAUACGCAAUAUGCAAUAGUCUGUUAUAUACGGGUUAAAGUUUGUAAUUUUUUAAACGCAUCUGUGAUACAAUAGUGAACUGGCUCUAUAUUUGUUAUAACUCUAUAUAACUUUUGCCACAUUGUCAUUGAAAGUUGACGUUUUAAGUGUUGAGAUAGCGGUAUAAACAAUGAAUCCGAACAGUUUUAGUUUGUACCAAGUACAAUUUUGCCCUAGAUACAUAAGUAGUUAGGUAAAAAAGUGUUAUUAAUUUUUUUUUGUGUGUACGUUUUUGAGGCAUGAUUGUCCUACAAUCUGUUACUGUCGUUCGCACCGGGUCGCAUCGCCUGCGCGGAUGUUACUAUUGAGACCAAAUUAUUAUAUGUUUUAACGCGAUGGUGUCGAUUUUAACAUUCCGUUGUUUUGUUUAAUGAUAGUGCAUUUAUAAGAAGGACACUUGCUACUUUUAUUUACCUAGUCAUGACAAGUGCAACCGGUUGAGAUUUAAAAGAUAAAUAUUUAAUUAAGUUGCGUUGUCGGCGCAAUUGUAUUAUAACGUGUGUGCGCCGGCGCCGGCGGCCGCGGUCUUUUAAACCUAACAUUUAAUAUCCGAGCUAUUCAAUUACUAAGUUUAACUUAAAGUGGGACAGUGCCAAAUAUCCUCAUUAAGUUCACAUAUUUUAUUUAUUUAUUCCUCUUUUUUGUUAAGUGUGGAUGCAGCGACUGCGUGUUUACAUUCCUGAUAUUUAGGAAUGAGUUGCAUUCAUAUUUAUUUAUAAUUUAGGAUACACUGAAUUAUUAUAUACUAUUUGCUUUAUGAAGGCUCAGUGAUUUCUUUAUCUUAGGUGUCAUCAAUUUUUUUUCUAUUUAAGUGGUUCGUUAUAUACAGUUUUUUUUUUCGUAAAACGGAGUAUAAAUAGUUACACAAGAUCGAAAUACUAGUAAUGUCACGUCAUACACAAUAAUAGUUUAUUUUUUACAAUUUUAUAAAAUCAAAUUAAAUUUAAACGAAAAACAAUCAAAUAAACGCAUGUUAUA
Molecule: messenger RNA, 3507 nt
Organism: Papilio xuthus (Asian swallowtail)
Lineage: Eukaryota; Metazoa; Arthropoda; Insecta; Lepidoptera; Papilionidae
Product: Chronologically inappropriate morphogenesis
Exons: 7
Coding region: 497-1834 (445 amino acids)
Biological process (GO): regulation of transcription by RNA polymerase II
Cellular component (GO): nucleus
Molecular function (GO): protein binding
Source: RefSeq, a predicted model, not a curated record